GAAUGCUCCUCACAAAUGGCUGCAAUGGGGCAGAAUUCAUUCAGUGAAUCUCACUGGUCACCUCUCUGCUCUGAAGUCUUCAGGUGAGCACAUGCACAACAGACCAAGGUAACCAAAAUGGAAAGGCCAGGGAAAUGGCAGAGCAUGUCAUAUAUCUGUCAUCAGCUAGUAACUUAAAGAUUGAUGGAUUGGAGGAGAAGCUGGCACGCUGCAGACAGAGCAUGGAAGAGGUGGAUCUUAAGCUACGCAGGGAGAAGCUCAGCCCUGAAGGAAGAAAGUCACUGGAGAGAGAGCGAAACUUACUAAUGACCAAAGCUGACAACUAUGAGAAAGAACUGAGUGUGCUUCGUAAGGAAAAUCGCAAGAACGCUGCCCUUGCUGUGGCCAUGGCAUUGCUGAUUGCUCUUAUUUACACCUGCUGGACGAUGUGAUUGCACUCAAGAAUUCUCCCUGCUGAACAAAUGACUCCUGCAAGGAGCUCUUCCUCCUCUCACCAUUGUGCCUCCCCCAAGGGUGAGGAUCAGCAUUUCAAAUUACUGUUCUUGUUUACUGUCUCCAAGCCUCGUUAUAGGGAGCAUUUUUCUCUGCAAAUUGAGGACGGGAGACAAACCAGAAAACACAGCACACUUGUGCUUGGAAAUCAGGUCAAGCAGAGCUCAAGGUGGUGCCACCUUAGCCAAAACAGUCAGGACCAUCCAGCCUGAUCCAGGAAGGCAGUACAUUCUCCCUUGUGAAGAGGACUUUUGUGAUUGCAGACAGGUGCUUUCUGCCCAGCCCAGUUGGACUUUCUGCCCACACCAGGUGGCUCCUGUGACACAGUCACAAACUGAAGGGACCAAGCUUUUGGUUCAAAGGAUAAUCUGUAGGUACUGCGAUUCUUUAUGUUCCCAGAACUGAGCGAAGGAUGCUUCCUCCUCCACCCUGACUUCCAGGACCAAAGGAAUCCUACCUCCACAAAAGCAGAUGGGAUGUAGGUAUCUCUGCAAGCAGGCAGCAUUCACAUUAAGAUCUGGGUGCUUGGGCUGUGAGCUGAUCUGCCUGUCCCUCCAGUGCAUCAGAGCUUGGUAGCUAUUUUGUGCCUUUGAGAAUCAGCAUUUGCAGAAGACCGUGUACUAUCAACCCCCAGAGAUGGAAAUGCUUCUGUAGAGCUUUAAAUAAAAUAAUUUGACCUUUUAAUUUCCUGUUAUGUUUAUUUGGUUGGGGUUUUUUUCUGGUUCUGUUCUGUUUCUCAGCCACUGCUUUAUUCUCAUCCUGCUAUCUCCCUGCUGGCACACAUUGCACUAUGGUAAGCCUAGACUAGAUUAGGCAUUUAACCCCCUGGUCAGUGAGCUCUCAACAGUGGGUUACUGGUUUGUUGUGGCCUGGAGUGUGCUUCAAGUGGAACAGGAGCCUUCCCAUGCUGCAGGAGUGCCAGAUACUGUCCCCUGUAAUUGCCUCUCAUUCCAAUGAUCUAAACUUGCCACAAAAACCUUUAAAAGGGACUGCCUUGAAAAUUUAA
Ficedula albicollis (Collared flycatcher) is the source of this 1498-nucleotide messenger RNA. It is a transcript of the gene CCDC167, whose product is annotated as coiled-coil domain containing 167. The transcript has 4 exons. Lineage: Eukaryota; Metazoa; Chordata; Aves; Passeriformes; Muscicapidae. The coding region runs from base 135 to 431 and encodes 98 amino acids. The record is from RefSeq and is a predicted model, not a curated record.